Molecule: messenger RNA, 5727 nt
Organism: Sinocyclocheilus grahami
Lineage: Eukaryota; Metazoa; Chordata; Actinopteri; Cypriniformes; Cyprinidae
Gene: megf6b
Product: multiple EGF-like-domains 6b
Exons: 37
Coding region: 247-5019 (1590 amino acids)
Molecular function (GO): protein binding; scavenger receptor activity; calcium ion binding
Source: RefSeq, a predicted model, not a curated record
CUGCUUCUGUAUUUGUCUGGUUCCUCUCAAAGGACAUUCCCUUCACUGCUGCUACAGGAAGACAGAGUGUUUGGAGGGCAUUUGGAUCUCAGUUGGUGUCUGAGGUGGAUCUGAGAGCAUUUUCCCUCCUGUCAUCUACUGCUGCGCUCUCAGUCCUCUCUCCACGCGCGUUAAUAUGGACUCAGAUGAGUUUGUUUUAACCCCUUAAGUGUGAUAUUUAGGCGCAGGACUCUUUCAGAACAGCGUAUGAGGAUGGAUAUGUUAUUUUACUCUUUAAUCAUACUAAUUCAUGGAAUUAAUGCAGCAUCCCGUUCUGGAAAAAACCUGAUGCCGCACAUGCCAAAUGUGUGUGCUGAGCAGGAGGUGAAGCUCGUGGCUCAGAUGCAGCCAUGCGUCCAGGCCUUCACGCGGAUGGUUAAAGCCUGGAAACAGGGAUGCCAGGGACAGUCGUGGUGCGUGGGCUACGAGAGGAGAACAGCUUACUACACUGCAUACAGACAGGUGUAUCGACAGGAACACCAGACGGUUUACAAGUGCUGCCCAGGAUGGUCACAGCUCAACAGGGAGGCCGGAUGCCUGUAUCCUGUGUGCAGUUACGGCGUGUGCUUUAAUGGAGGUCAGUGUAGAGAAAGUUCAGCUCAACUCUGCCUCUGUCCGGCCGGAUUCAGCGGUCCCAGCUGCCAGUACGAUGUAAACGAGUGUGAAGAGACCAAUGGAGGGUGUGAAGCUCUGUGCUGUAACACCAUCGGCAGCUUCUACUGCAAGUGUCCCGCAGGUCAGAAACUCAGAGAGGACGGCAAGACCUGCCAGGAUAUUGACGAAUGCCAGGUGCAUAACGGUGGCUGCCAGCACAAGUGUGUGAACACCAGGGGUUCGUAUCACUGCCAGUGUAACGCUGGAUCUCGACUGCACGUGGACAGGCGCACAUGCAUCGCCAUCCACUCCUGCAGCGUUGGGAACGGCGGCUGUGAGCAUUUCUGCGUCCAGCAGACGGCGGGUCAUUUCCAGUGCCGCUGCCGACCCGAUUACAGACUCGACGCGGACGGGAAACACUGCAAAUGUGAGUCUGACCACACUGAUGUUCAACUGCAGGACUUUCCCAUGAGCAUUACAGAUUGUAAGUGUUUGUGUGUGUGUGUGUAUGUGUGUGUUUUCUUUGUGUCAGACAUUGAUGAGUGUCAGACGGGCCAGGCGGACUGCGCUCACGGUUGUCGUAACACUUUGGGAUCUUUCAUGUGUGUGUGUCCCGCCGCCUAUGAGUUGGGUGUUAAUGGCAAGCAGUGUUAUCGUAUCGAGAUGGAGAUUGUAAACAGCUGUGAUCAUAAUAACGGCGGUUGUUCUCAUCACUGCGAACAUUCAACCAAUGGACCCGUGUGCAGCUGUAACCAAGGAUACCAGCUGGACGACGACCACAAGACCUGCAUCGAUAUAAACGAGUGUGUAGACAGCAGCUCGUGUUGUGAGCACGACUGCACAAACUAUCCUGGAGGUUACGAGUGUUACUGUACUGCCGGAUAUCGACUGAACGCUGAUGGAUGCAGCUGUGACGAUAUAGACGAGUGUUUGGCUGCAAACGGAGGAUGUGAUCACACGUGUCAGAACAGCGCCGGAUCCUUCCAGUGCUCCUGCAGACGCGGGGACCGUCUCGAUGAAGACAGACACUCAUGUAUAUUGCUGCAGGAGUCGGUGGAGGCGUUGAGCAGUGGUCAGACGGUGGACAGACCUCAAGCUCCGCUCACCAUUCUGCAGGACUAUGAGCAGAUCCUGGAGCGAUACGACGACUACGAGGACGACACGGGAGAACUGCGUGCUGAGAGCACCUUAACUGAGAAAUUCAUAUGUUUGAAUGAUUCGUUCGGCUUCGACUGCAGUCUGUCGUGUGAGGACUGUGCUAAUGGAGGAGUGUGUAACAAACACAGAAACAGCUGCGACUGUCCUGAUGGAUGGACGGGACUCGUGUGCAAUGAGACGUGUCCGGAGGGCUUGUUCGGCAGGAAUUGCUCGUUGAGCUGUAAGUGUAAGAACGGCGGCGUGUGUGAUCCGGUCACCGGGAGCUGCCGGUGUCCACCAGGGGUCAGUGGAGAGCUGUGUCAGGACGGUUGUCCCAAGGGUCUCUAUGGGAAGUUCUGUAAUAAGAAGUGUAAUUGUGCUAAUAACGGACGGUGUCAUCGCACUUACGGGGCGUGUCUGUGUGACCCGGGACUGUACGGAAGGUUCUGCCACCUACCAUGUCCUAAGUGGGCGUUUGGCCCAGGCUGUUCUGAAGAGUGUCAGUGUGUUGAGCAGAACACUGUAGAGUGUCACCGUCAUCAUGGCGCCUGCAUUUGCAAGCCGGGUUAUCGGGGAGACACCUGCAAAGACGCAUGUGAAUCAGGCUUCUUCGGCUCUGGCUGUGAUAAUAAAUGCUCCUGUCCGGCUGGAGUGACCUGUGAUCAUGUGACCGGAGCGUGUCAACCGCAGUGUCCAGCUGGAAAGAGAGGACACAAGUGUGACCAAGAUUGUGUUGAUGGGAGAUUUGGGAUUGGCUGCUCUCAGUCAUGUGACUGCUCAGGGGCACCAUGUGACAGGAUCACUGGCCAAUGCUUGUGUCCCGCUGGAACGUUUGGAAAACGUUGUGAAAAAGAGUGUGCAGAGGGUCGCUGGGGCGCUGAAUGUCGGGAAUCGUGUCCGGUGUGUGAGAACGGAGGCCGCUGUGACCGGCGUAACGGGACGUGUGUCUGCACUCCUGGAUUCAUCGGCAGAUUGUGCCAGAACAUGUGUCCCGCGGGACGUUUUGGUGCGGGCUGUCAGCUCAGAUGUGCCUGUGAUAAUGGAGCUCGCUGCCAUCCUGUAACCGGACGCUGCUCGUGUCCUCCUGGCUGGACAGGCCACCACUGCAGGAAGGCCUGUGACGCGGGCCGCUGGGGUCUGGACUGUGUGAAUGUGUGUGACUGUCAAAACGGUGACGGAGGCUGUGAUGCUCAGACCGGACGCUGUCAAUGUGAGGCGGGUUUCACUGGACCUCGAUGUGACCAGAAAUGCCCUGCUGGUUCAUUCGGCCUGGGCUGUAAGCAUCGCUGCCAGUGUGACAACCAGGCGUCAUGUGACCAUGUGGGCGGAGCUUGUACCUGUGAGAUUGGCUGGACGGGAACAUUCUGUGAAAAACCCUGUCCGCAGGGUUUCUAUGGUCUGGACUGUCAGCAGAAGUGUGUGUGUAGGAACGGAGCUCUCUGUGAUCAUGUCAGUGGUGAAUGUGCCUGUCGUCCUGGCUGGAUCGGCCCACACUGUAACCAAACGUGUCCUGCUGGAUUGUAUGGAGCGAGCUGUUCUCAGACCUGUGUUUGUCACAAUAACAGCAGCUGUGAUGCUGCAAGCGGUCAGUGUGAGUGCAGCGCAGGGUGGACGGGAGACACCUGCUCACAGCGUUGUUCUCCUGGAUUCUUCGGGACGGGCUGUGCUCACAGGUGUUUGUGUCAGAGCGGGGGUUCAUGUGACCCUGAGAGCGGCCGCUGCUUCUGUCCCAGCGGAUGGACAGGUUCAGCCUGUGAACUAGAAUGUGCAGCGGGUGUCUUCGGGUCGGACUGUCAGGACAGAUGUGAGUGUGUGAACGGUGCUCAGUGUGACAGACAGACGGGUCAGUGUGUUUGUCAGGCCGGCUGGACGGGACAGCGCUGUGAGAACGCGUGUGUAUGGGGGCGGUUUGGAGUCGGCUGUGAGGGCCGGUGUCAGUGCCAUCACGGAGCCCCCUGUCAUCAUGUGAGCGGUCAGUGUUUCUGUCCUGCAGGAUGGAGAGGAAGACACUGUGAGAAAGCGUGUCUGCCGGGCUCAUAUGGUCAGGACUGUGUCCAGCGCUGCUCCUGCCCGCCGGGCACAUCGUGCCAUCACGUGUCGGGAUGCUGCGGCUGCCCUCCCGGCUACACGGGCAGCGGCUGCGAGCAGACCUGUCUGCCCGGCACCUUCGGCAUCAACUGUAAUCAGGUGUGUCAGUGUUCAGAGAGAAACCAGCUGUGCCACCCGCUGUCUGGAGAGUGUUACUGUGCGCCUGGAUUCACAGGACCCAAGUGUGAACAGACAUGUGCUGAAGGCUUCUACGGUCCUGGCUGUGAGCAUCGCUGUCAGUGUUUGAACGGUGGAGUUUGUCUUUCGGUCUCAGGGGCCUGUGAAUGUCUGGCCGGAUUCAUCGGGGCCCGCUGUCAUCUCACGUGUCCGGCGGGACGGUACGGGCCGGACUGUGGCCGUGUGGCCGUCUGUGGAAAGGGGCUGAGAAACGAUCCGGUCACAGGCGUGUGUGUCGGGGAUGAAGUCUGUCCCGCGGGCUGCUUUCAGCGCUGUGACUGCAGUAACAGAGGCCUGUGUGACGCUGUCUCUGGGAACUGUUCAUGUGCUCUCGGCUGGACCGGCUCGCGCUGUGAGAAAGAGUGUCCCGAGGGUCUCUUCGGUCCUGACUGUGCUCUUCAGUGUUUGUGUCAGAAUAACAGCACAUGUGACCGAGUGACAGGAAGCUGCCGGUGUGAGCCGGGAUAUUACGGUCAUCUCUGUCAGCUCGCGUGUCCCGCCGGUCUGUUCGGCUCUGGCUGUCAGCAGCACUGUGACUGUGUGAACGGGGCUUCAUGUCAUCCCAGAACCGGACAGUGUCUCUGUCCCGCUGGAUUUCACGGCUCUCGCUGUGAGAGAGAAUGUAAGCAGGGCACAUUCGGUCCGAGCUGCUCUCUGUCAUGUGACUGUGCGGAGGACACACCAUGUGACCCGGUGAGCGGCAGCUGUAUCUGCACCUCAGGAAAGACGGGCGUCCGGUGUGACAGCGACUGCAGUGUGAGGCGGUACGGGCCCGACUGCGCGCUCAGCUGUGAAUGUGAGAACGGAGCUCAGUGCGACAGCAGAAGCGGACGCUGCACGUGUCUGAACGGCUGGAUCGGCCUCAUAUGCUCACAACGACAACCUGCUUCAUAUCACACAACAGAACUACAGAAUCAGGCUGGACCUCCAGAGCUGGACUCCAGAUGUUCAGAAGAGAAUCAGUCGCAGCUCAACACCUCGUAGCGCUAGCAAACACACACACACUGAGCUCAGUCACAGCACAACUGUGUUUAAGAGCUGUUUGCAGGUUCAUCCAGACCCACAGGAGCCUCUUCAGCGAUCACCUUCAAACACACAGAUGCACUUUACCCGAGCUCACACUUGAUCCUUCAUCGCUCUUUCAGGGGAUUCUCGUAUCGUCUGUGUUUCAGUACUGUUGUGAUGCAGAGAUUUUAACGAGGCUGGAUCAUAUUUGACUGGACUAAACAAGAGAAAAGUGUCUUUCCAUUUCAUAACACUCUUGUUUAUUGUAGCAUUUUUUUAUUUUAUAAAAUAGAAGUCCCAGAUGGUUUACUAAUUUGACACAAUCGGUGGUUGAACACAAACUGUAUUUGUUUACCUCUUUGACAGACUGUAACAUCUGAUGAAACAUCUGUGUGGAUGUCAAUAUUGAACUGUACAUGAAGUGAUCUUUCACAAUGUUAGAAAUGGUGCUAGGAUGGCCUUUAUUAAAGGAGGACCUGUAUAUGUUAAUAUUAGAAAACAUUCGCAACUGAUGCAUUUUUAAUGCUUUUGAUUAAUGUUUUGUAUAAAGUUUGGAUUAUGUUUUGUAAAAUAUACAAUUGUAGAUGUUUUGCUAACUUUUUAAUGUGCUUAAAGUUUUUACUCGUGCCUCCCUGGAAUGCUUUUUUCAAAUUAUUAUUACUAAGCAUGUGUUAUGCAUAAAUAUUU